This is a messenger RNA of Salarias fasciatus (jewelled blenny), 2404 nucleotides long. Its product is annotated as zinc finger CCCH domain-containing protein 10-like. Gene Ontology annotation, molecular function: RNA binding; metal ion binding. Lineage: Eukaryota; Metazoa; Chordata; Actinopteri; Blenniiformes; Blenniidae. Gene Ontology annotation, biological process: regulation of RNA splicing. The transcript is spliced from 3 exons. Bases 319 to 1980 code for a protein of 553 amino acids. The record is from RefSeq and is a predicted model, not a curated record.
UGUGAAGAAAUGUAGUAAACAGCGGAGCUUCAUCAAAGGAGUCAACAAAAACAAGGUGAUCGAUCCCAACACAAAACAAGCCCGGCUGCCGUGGCCGCAGACGUACCCGCAAGUCGUAGAAAAUCGUUUUUGCUCGGUCGGUCACUGGUUUGCCUCUUGCUCUGGUGUAUUUUGGUGGUUGGGCAGCAGGUUGAAUUUCUCCAAGGACAAAAACAAUCCAUGCUUUCCUGACCCCUGUAUGUGAAUGUUUGCCGGAUCACGUCGACCCUCCUCUCAUACACAUGAGUGCAAUUUUCUCCUUGAGCUGGGCCGAGCGCCAUGCCUGACCGGGACAGUUCCUACCUGUCCGGUGGUGGUGGGAGCGGUGGUGGUCUGGGCGAGGAAGGAGGACCUGGGUCUGGUUUGACAGGGGGCUCUGCAGAGGGCAGGGGAGGCUCUGGAGGAAGUGUCGGAGGAAGCAUCUCUGUCUCGGGGGCCAUGGGUGGAGGAGGGGCGCUUGGGAACGGCAACGGCUGUGGGAAUGGUGGAGGAGGGGGACAAGGUGCAGGACCCCCGUUGGACGGUGUCUGCAGGGACUUCAUACGUAACGUCUGCAAGAGGGGGAAGCGCUGCCGCUUCAGGCACCCAGAUGUCAACGAGGUGCCGGACUUGGGGGUGCAAAAGAACGAGUUCAUCUUCUGUCACGACCAUCAAAAUAAGGAGUGCAUGCGCUCCAAUUGCCGCUUUGUCCACGGCUCUAAGGAGGAUGAGGACCAUUACAAGAAAACUGGACAGUUACCUCUUAGGCUGAGAGGGAACGUAGCAGCAAGACUGGGCCUGUCCCCCACGGAUCUCCCCCACAGCCGUGGGGAGGUUCCUAUCUGCCGAGACUUCCUCAAAGGAGAGUGUCAGAGGGGCAACAAAUGCAAAUUCCGCCAUGUGAAAAAGGACUAUGAAUAUGACCCUUCUAGGGUUGGAAUAGGUGUUGGCAUGGGGCCUGGUGCCAGCGGGUUAGUGAAUGCUGCCGGGGGGAUUGGUGGAGGAGGAUCAGGUACUUGUGGAGGAAUGCAGGGACUCGUGGGAGGUGGAGGCGGAAGCGCCGUCAUGGGGACAGGCUGCCCCAGCUUGGGUGGGUGCAGGGAUCCAGGUAUGUCAGGAGUCGGGGGAGUAGGCGGAGGGGGUAUUGGCGGUUGUCUGUCCAUAAGUUCUUCAGGGCAGCGACGUUACGACAGGAGCACGUGCUCGGUGUACGACCCACUUCUGGAGAGCGGGCUGUUCGAUCCCGGCUCCCUGGAGGCGUCCAUGGACCACACAGCUCUGCAGAUGAAGCGGCGGCGGUUGGAGGGGCUUCGUCUGACUGACGGAACCUCAAGCGGACACUAUGAGCUGGGAGUUCAAGCCGCCUUGGCCAAUCGUCCUCUGGAGUACAGAUUCCUCGAGGAAGAAAAUUCCCUGUUGAGGAAGAGAGUGGAAGAGUUGAAGAAGCAGGUUUCCAAUCUCAUUGCGACGAACGAAGUCCUGCUGGAGCAGAACGCUCAGUUUCGGAGCCAGGCGAAGGUGAUGACGCUCUCCUCCACUCCUGCGCCCACCGAGCAGACUCUGGCGCCCCCUGUGGGCUCAGUGAGCUCCUACAACCACAGCAUUGCCCAGACCCACACCACCCUGAGCAGCGCGGGACUCCAGCCCCGACCCGUCACCCAGCAGGACCUGGUGGCUCCCACCGGGGCCCCCGCGGCCCCUCCCACUAACGCGGCCCCGCCCACAGCCCCCCCACCGCACCUCAACCCCGAGAUCACUCCUCUGUCGGCGGCCCUGGCCCAGACCAUCGCCCAGGGGAUGGCCCCCCCGGUGUCCAUGGCGCCCGUGGCCGUGUCCGUGGCCCCGGUGGCGGUGUCCAUGACGCAGCCUCUGCCGGGCAUCACCAUGAGCCACGCCACCACGCCCAUGGUGUCCUACCCCAUCGCCAGUCAGAGCAUGAGGAUCACCACUUUGCCACACUGAAUGAGUUCAGACUGUCGGUCAGUCUCAUGUGUGACUCUUGAAUCCCUCAUGUGGGUUUUUUUAAACAGACGUUGUGCUGCGUGUGAGUCGGUCACCACACCAAUGACAGCACUGAGCUACAGACUGUUUCCACCAGAGGGCAGCCUCAGUAGUGGCUUCUCCUUGCACUUCUGGUUUGUGCUGUCACAGUAAGUUUUUUUCUACAGAUUGCCCAGUUUAUGAACAGUCUGUAAAUCCAAGAAGAAUUCUGUUUAUUUGUGUGUUUGUUUGUUUUUUCAAUGUCGGUGUUCAAACAAUUUCUGAGACUGUUGUUCUGUUCACGAUGUGGGAAAAUGAAGACAUUGGAAAUCAGUUUGUGGUUUAGUUGUUGCUUCAGUGUAAAUUACCUUUGGUACUUUGCACCUUCAAAGAAAAAAAAUCACUU